This is a messenger RNA of Leptinotarsa decemlineata (Colorado potato beetle), 417 nucleotides long. RefSeq lists its product as uncharacterized. The record is from RefSeq and is a predicted model, not a curated record. NCBI's taxonomy places the organism in Eukaryota, Metazoa, Arthropoda, Insecta, Coleoptera, Chrysomelidae.
AUGGCGCAUAAAACCGCAUCUACCGAUGCCCUGAAUGUUAUUACCGGUAUACCCCCCAUCGAUCUGUUAGUGGAGGAAAGAUGGCGGCUGGAUGACCGGGAGACGGUCACGGAAGAAGUAAAGGCCGAAGAAAGAAACAGGGCGAUAGGGAAGUGGCGACAGAGAUGGACAGCCAACACGGGUACCGCACAGUGGACAAAAAGACUGAUCCCAAACCUAAAGCCAUGGCUAGACUGCAAAUUUAAGAAUCUCGAAUAUUUAGUCACGCAGGCGCUGACAGGACACGGCUCCUUCGGAAGCUUUACCUAUAGAAUAGGGAAAACAGCGGAUGAUCGAUGUAGAUACUGCCAAGCGGACGACGACCCGCAACAUACCAUUUUUCAUGCCAGAGGUGGCAUUUCGUUGGAGACAGAGUGA